This is a messenger RNA of Pistacia vera, 3368 nucleotides long. RefSeq names its product MDIS1-interacting receptor like kinase 1. The coding region runs from base 185 to 3256 and encodes 1023 amino acids. Gene Ontology annotation, biological process: protein phosphorylation. The record is from RefSeq and is a predicted model, not a curated record. Gene Ontology annotation, molecular function: ATP binding; protein kinase activity; protein binding. NCBI's taxonomy places the organism in Eukaryota, Viridiplantae, Streptophyta, Magnoliopsida, Sapindales, Anacardiaceae. The transcript is spliced from 2 exons.
ACCAACACUUAUACAUUAACCAAUCUUCUUCCCAUUGCUUCUCAUAUAAGCAUAACAUACUCACAUUCUCUCUUUUUACUAAAACACCUCACCUACACUAACUGUCUCUCUAGCUAGCUGGUCUAGAGAUUGGCAAUGGUGGAAAACUAAAAGACACGAACUAAAGGCAAUCAAGAAGAACAAUAUGCGGUUGAAAGUUCAGUUUUUGGUCUUCUUCUACUGUUACAUUGUUUGUUCUUAUCUUGGUCUUGCCAAGCUUGUUCAAAAUACUGCCUUGAAUGAUGAAGCAUCGGCUUUACUGUCGAUAAAAGCUGGUCUCAUCGAUCCAUUAAAACGUAUUCAUGAUUGGAAGUUGCCGGACAAUGAAGCUGGAAAAUAUUCAGUUCAUUGUAACUGGACAGGAGUAUGGUGUAACUCCAACGGAGCUGUUGAAAAGCUGGAUCUCUCCCACAUGAAUGUUAGUGGCCGCAUAUCAGAUGACAUUCAAAGGCUACAAAGCCUUACUUCUCUCAACAUGUGCUGCAAUGGAUUCUCUUCAUCAUUGCCAAAAUCUAUAGCGACACUCACUUCACUGAAGAGCAUUGAUGUGAGCCAGAAUUUCCUUGUUGGUAGCUUCCCAGUUGGAUUCGGAGGAGCAGCUGGACUGACUUUUUUAAAUGCUUCAAGCAACAACUUUUCAGGAUUUAUUCCUGAGGAUCUUGGCAAUGCAACUUCACUGGAGACUUUAGAUCUCAGAGGAAGUUUCUUUGAAGGCUCAAUUCCUGUGUCCUUCAAGAACUUGCAAAAGUUGAAGUUUCUUGGCCUUUCUGGCAAUAAUCUCACUGGCCAGAUACCGAGAGAGCUUGGGCAACUUUCAUCCCUGGAGAGUAUAAUAAUUGGAUACAAUGAGUUUGAAGGAGAGAUACCACCGGAGUUUGGAAAUCUCACUAGCCUCAAGUAUCUUGAUUUGGCGGUUGGUAAUCUUGGUGGGGAGAUUCCAGCCGAAUUGGGGAGGCUUACGCUACUGGAAACAGUGUUCUUGUAUAAGAACAAUCUCAAAGGCAAGAUUCCAGCAUCAAUAGGCAACAUUACUUCAUUACAAUUGCUGGAUCUCUCUGACAAUAUGUUGUCAAAUGAAAUUCCAGAUGAGAUUUCUGAGCUGAAAAAUUUACAGCUCCUGAAUCUGAUGUGCAACCAGCUGUCUGGCCAAGUCCCUGCUGGACUCGGGGGGUUGACUCAAUUGGAGGUGCUUGAGCUGUGGAACAAUUCAUUUUCAGGUCCACUGCCUAUUGAUCUUGGCAAGAAUUCACCAUUGCAGUGGUUGGACGUAUCGUCCAAUUCAUUCUCUGGUGAGAUCCCAGCAAGUUCGUGCAAUGGAGGCAACCUCACCAAGCUCAUUCUUUUCAACAAUGCCUUCUCAGGUCCAAUCCCACCUAGCUUAUCAACUUGUCAAUCACUUGUUCGUGUUCGAAUGCAGAACAAUCAGAUUUCUGGUACAAUUCCCCUUGGGCUCGGCAAACUUGGGAAGCUUCAGAGGUUAGAGUUAGCAAAUAAUAGUCUCACUGGUCAAAUCCCAGAUGAUAUUUCUUCUUCAACUUCACUUUCUUUCAUUGAUUUAUCUAGAAAUCAACUCCGAUCUUCACUUCCUUCCACCAUUCUUUCCAUUCCAAAUCUGCAAACUUUUAUAGCCUCAAAUAAUAACUUAGUUGGAGAAAUCCCAGACCAGUUUCAGGACUGUCCUGCACUUUCUGUGCUUGAUCUCUCAUCAAACCAUUUUUCUGGUAGCAUUCCAACUAGUAUUGCUUCGUGCCAAAAAUUAGUAAACUUGAAUCUUAGGAACAAUCAAUUGACUGGAGGAAUUCCUAAAGCAAUAGCCAUGAUGCCCACAUUGGCUAUUCUUGAUCUAUCGAAUAAUUCUCUAACCGGUGGAAUACCCGACAGUAUUGGAACCUCUCCUGCCUUGGAAAUGCUCAAUGUUUCAUACAACCGGCUAGAAGGUCCAGUUCCUGCAAAUGGUGUGCUAAGAACAAUAAACCCAAAUGAUCUUGUUGGCAACGCUGGUCUCUGUGGUCGUGUCCUCCCUCCAUGCAGCGGGUACUCACCAAUGACAUCGCGCCAGAGGAGCUUACAGACAAAGCACAUUCUCGCUGGAUGGAUCAUUGGGAUUUCAUCUGUUUUAGCAGUUGUAAUCGCAGCUUUUGGUGCGCGAUCUCUAUACAAAAAGUGGUAUUCAAAUGGAAGUUGCUUUGAAGAAAGAUUGGAAAUGGGCAAUGGAGAGUGGCCCUGGAGACUGAUGGCAUUUCAGAGGCUUGGCUUCACAAGUGGUGACAUUCUAACCUGCAUCAAGGAAUCAAAUGUGAUUGGAAUGGGAGCAACAGGAAUUGUUUACAAGGCAGAUAUAGCGCGGUUGAACACUGUCGUGGCAUUUAAGAAGUUAUGGAGAUCUAGAACUGACAUUGAAACAGAAAGCAGUGGCGAUUUUGUAGGAGAGGUCAAUGUCUUGGGGAAGCUAAGACAUAGAAAUAUAGUUCGGUUAUUAGGAUUCCUUCACAAUGACACCAACAUGAUGAUAGUAUAUGAGUAUAUGCCUAAUGGCAACCUCGGAGAUGCCUUGCAUAGCAAGCAAACUGAUAGGCUGUUAGUUGACUGGGUUUCUAGAUACAACAUAGCACUCGGAGUCGCUCAAGGCCUUACUUAUCUCCACCAUGAUUGUCACCCACCCAUUAUCCAUCGUGACAUCAAGUCAAAUAACAUAUUGCUUGAUGCAAAUCUUGAGCCAAAGAUUGCUGAUUUUGGGUUGGCGAGGAUGAUGGUUCGUAAGAAUGAGACGGUUUCCAUGGUGGCUGGAUCCUAUGGAUAUAUUGCCCCAGAGUAUGGAUACACCAUGAAGGUUGAUGAAAAGAUUGAUAUAUAUAGCUUCGGAGUGGUACUAUUGGAGCUUCUGACAGGAAAGAGGCCUGUAGAUCCGGAGUUCGGAGAAAGUGUAGACAUUGUCGAAUGGAUUCGAAGGAAGAUUAAGGAAAACAGAAACUUAGAAGAAGUAUUAGAGUCGAAUGUAGGAAACUGUAAGCAUGUUCAAGAGGAGAUGCUGUUGGUCCUUAGAAUAGCACUACUUUGCACAGCUAAACUCCCCAAGGACAGACCAUCCAUGAGGGAUGUAAUAACUAUGCUUGGUGAGGCGAAACCUCGAAGAAAAAGCACAAGUAACAACGAUCGAUUUGCAAAUAACAAACCAAACCCUGUCUUUAGCACAUCACCUGUAAAUGGCCUUCUGUAGGAACAGGAAGGAAAAUAAUUCCAUUCCCUUCGGGCCGUCAUUUGUUAAAACUAAUUUUUAUUUUGUAUGUAGAAUUGUUUUUGUUAAUGUUUGUAAUCACUGGUUUAUAUUG